Messenger RNA from Tripterygium wilfordii, 1468 nucleotides. Its product is annotated as deSI-like protein At4g17486. Lineage: Eukaryota; Viridiplantae; Streptophyta; Magnoliopsida; Celastrales; Celastraceae. The record is from RefSeq and is a predicted model, not a curated record. Gene Ontology annotation, molecular function: deubiquitinase activity. The coding region runs from base 374 to 1114 and encodes 246 amino acids. Gene Ontology annotation, biological process: protein deubiquitination. The transcript is spliced from 4 exons.
UCUCUGCAAUACCCAUAUGAUUCUCUCACUCCAAACUCCAAAGUAAGCAUGCCUGGGAAUUACCAGUGAGGGAGAGGGAGAGGGGGAGGGAGAGACGUUGGGUGGUGGCCUAUUUAGCUUCCAGUUUUGGAAUUCUGUUUUCUCUCUUUCGAUUUGUGUGUCAAAUGGCUGUGUAUGCUUAAGAAUCACAAAAGCGACUCUAUCUGAAGUGUAGACCACAAUGGCUUGGCUUCUAUGGAAGCAAUGGUGGUUCUAUGGGCUCUAAUGACUUUGAAUCUGUAGAACUGUCGAAGGACUACUGCAUUAAAAUUUGUUUAAAUUGCAAGGUUGAAGACGAGCACUUACUGAACCGUGGUCUUACUAUUAAGAAGAUAUGAAACUUGGAUCAAAGAGAAAAUGGAGAUCCAUUUUGCCCAUUCGAUUGAAAGGCAGAUCAGUCACCCGUUUUUGUUUGUUUCCCAAUCUGAAGUCAACUAGCUAUAGUUCAGGCAACACUCCAGUUUAUCUUAAUGUAUACGAUUUGACGCCCAUGAAUGGCUACUUUUAUUGGGCAGGUCUUGGUAUCUUCCACUCCGGUGUUGAAGUUCAUGGCGUUGAAUAUGCAUUUGGAGCUCAUGAUUAUCCUGCUAGUGGUAUUUUUGAGGUUGAACCCCGGCAGUGCCCGGGCUUUAAGUUUAGGAAGUCAAUAUUUAUUGGGACCACAUGCUUGGACCCUGUCCAGAUUGGGGAGUUUAUGGAGGACCUUUCUGCAAGCUACAGUGGUGACACAUAUCACUUGAUUGUCAAGAACUGCAACCACUUCUGCAAGGACAUCUGUCUCAAGCUGACAGGGAAACCAAUUCCAAAAUGGGUUAAUCGUCUGGCAAAAAUAGGUUCAGUCUGCAACUGUAUACUACCUGAAGCCCUCAAGAUUGAGGCUGUACGGCAUGAUCCUAAUGGUCAACUACACGAUAGUGAGAAAAGGAGGCUUAGAAGUGCAUUCAGCUGUCUUUCUUCAAUUUCGAUGAGGCAAAAGCAGUUGUCAGCAUCUUCAUUGUUUCUUCAGUUGCCCUUAAAAGGCCGCCUACCAUGGGAAUUGAGGAGGUCUAACAAUGGCUCCUUGAAGGAAAGAUGAGAAACUGCUUGGGAGAAUUAUCUGGUGUCUGUUAACAGCUUCUAAAAAAGUCUUCUUGCAAACGUUGAAUGGAAAGAGUUGAGACUUUGUAUAUUAGUGUGGGGGGCUAUGAUAGCUCGUUCUCUUUCUUUGCAAGUUUGUGGAGUGAUGCAGAUCAUCUUUGAAAACAUAAGCUUGUGGAAUCAUGCUUGGCAUCUUUGUAACAAUUAUUUACUGUAACAUGACAAAGAUUGCACUCAAUUCUUCCUGCCCAGAGAUUGUGACCUUUGUUUUGCCAUUAGCUGACCCCAAUUGUAACAUUAAGCAAAUAUAUUGUCAGGGGAGGUUCUCUGCUUCUUAAAACAAGUUUUUGUA